Messenger RNA from Melopsittacus undulatus (budgerigar), 801 nucleotides. RefSeq names its product calcyphosine like (gene CAPSL). The transcript has 5 exons. Gene Ontology annotation, molecular function: calcium ion binding. The coding region runs from base 142 to 768 and encodes 208 amino acids. The record is from RefSeq and is a predicted model, not a curated record. Lineage: Eukaryota; Metazoa; Chordata; Aves; Psittaciformes; Psittaculidae.
AGCCCGUGGCCCUGCAUCCCUUUCACUUGCUGCCUGAGCCCUGCGAGAGUGUGGGAGGCUGGUGGGGGACGGUGCAGCCCCAGCCCCUGAAACACCUCCCAGGUCCUGGGUGGAAACCCCGGGUGCAGGAUAGCACUUCAGAUGCCAGGCACUGCGAGGCAUGACCGAGAGAUGGCAAUCCAGGCCAAAAGGAACCUGUCCAAAACCACUGACCCUGUAGAAAGACUUCGACUGCAGUGUUUAGCAAGGGGAUCUGCAGGCAUCAAAGGACUUGGCAGAGUGUUUAGAAUUAUGGAUGAUGACAACAGCAGGACCCUUGAUUUCAAAGAGUUUGUGAAAGGAUUAAAUGAUUAUGCUGUGAUGAUAGACAAGGAAGAAGCACAAGAAAUUUUCCGGAUAUUUGAUAAAGAUGGCAGUGGAACAAUUGAUUUUGAUGAAUUUCUUGUUACACUGAGACCUCCCAUGUCAAAUGCAAGAAAAGAGAUCAUCAUGCAGGCAUUUAGGAAGUUAGAUAAGACUGGAGAUGGUGUCGUAACAAUUGAAGACUUACGGGGGGUGUAUAAUGCAAAGCAUCAUCCCAAAUACCAAAAUGGAGACUGGACAGAAGACCAAGUUUUUAGGGCCUUUCUGGAUAAUUUUGAUUCCCCCUAUGACAAAGAUGGGAAGGUCACAACAGAAGAAUUCAUGAACUACUAUGCAGGAGUGAGCGCUUCAAUAGACACAGAUGUCUACUUUAUCGUCAUGAUGAAGAACGCUUGGAAACUAUGAUCGUAUGAUUAAAGGAACAAGACUUUACUUCCA